AUGCAACUUUCAAAACUUUUGGCGUGCACCUUUCUAACAACCAGGUAUUUAUUCUCGAUGAAUUGAUACCAGAGAAAACAUUCUUACACCUAUUUCAGUGCAGUCGCAGACCUCAAGAUCAGAGGCAUUUGUACGAGCCGAAGCAUCUACUGGAACCUAUUGGUAGGUUUUCCGGCACGAUAUAAACCCAGGUAUUAUGGAUAAACACUGACACUUUGUAAUAGUUCUUCCCCGAUAGAGACGCGACCAUCAAAGCAUGCGAUGCUUACAAAGCCCGACCUGUGGGGCCGAAUAAGGAAGAUAGUUGUCCCGAUUGCGUUUUUGAGGACCGCGUGGUCACGCCAAAUUGCUAUAGCCAGAACGAGCAUAUCGGUGGUGUAGAGGUAAAUUCAUCCAUUUAUUAUUCCACGCAGUCUUGAGAUCAGUAGAGCGGGGUUGUUAGAUCUUCCUUGGUCAGGAUAAGGCGGUGGAAAUGAAACGUUUUAAGUCAUUUGAAGGCAUCCGCUAACUUUUAUUUCUAAUAGUGGGAAGAAUUGUGUCAAGCCAAUGGUGCUAUGAGAGGAUAUGGAAUUGGAAAUUAA
Molecule: messenger RNA, 581 nt
Organism: Hymenoscyphus albidus
Lineage: Eukaryota; Fungi; Ascomycota; Leotiomycetes; Helotiales; Helotiaceae
Source: the annotation of a GenBank genome assembly